UCAUAGGGGAUUUACAGUUCAGUAGUGAUGGUGAUACCUAAAGGGCAGCUUCUUGCUGCCUCCCUCUUGGGUUGUCUGGCUUUUGCCAGCGCCACGAGGGUCACGUGCGACAAUGUCGCGCCUGCAACAAAAUCUGUGUAUGAUUAUAGCGCUGUGAACAUAUAUGAGAAUGAGACAAUAUCAUUAUCUCGGUAUAAAGGCAGCAUACUUGCUAUUAUCAACCUAGCGACGUACUGAGGUCUGAAUCGCCCACAUUACGUGGGUAUGAACGCACUUACUACGGAAUUCUUGAGCAUGCCUUUUCACGUGCUCGGAUUCCCAUGCAAUAACUUCAACUUGCAAGAACCUGGUGGUAACUACACUGAGAUCCUUAAUGGUAUCAAGUAUGUGAGACCAGGAGGGGGAUUUGUUCCCAACUUUCAAAUGUUUAAGAAAAUAGAUGUCAAUGGAAAAAACGAACUUCCAUUGUAUACAUAUCUUAAGUCGAUGUGUGGCCCGACCAGUGACACAUUUGAAGACUCUUCAAUGCUCUACUACGAGCCAAAGCGCGUGAGUGACGUGCGCUGGAACUUCGAAGUGUUUCUGAUCAACAAGAAUGGCAUGCCUCUGUAUAGAUACAGUCCUGAUGCUCCCAUCGAUGACAUAGAAUUCGACAUCAAACAACUUCUUCAACAGAAUGAAUCCAAUGAAUCCAAUCCAGCAAUUGAAAAACCAAUUGUAGAAAGUAAUGAAAUUCCAGUUGAUACGGAACAAGAAACCGUGAAUGAUUCAGAAGAAACAGAAGAAAACACAAACGAGGUGGAGUACUACCUACCUGAAGACGUUUCCGUUGAAGGAGAAUCUUAUUAAAGGACUGCUUUUCAUGACUUACUCAAACUAUGUACAUUUAAACUCUUAUUAAUACAAUGUUUUAACAUGUAUUGUAUAAAUUGUAGAUAAUCAAAAUCAACAACCCCCAUGAAGCAUAUUCCUUUAUUGACGAUUUACAUUAACCAGUUUAUGAAGAAUUUGUUAUAAACAACAAUGUUGUGAACAAAUUCUGAUUUCACUGAAACUAUAACAACUUGUGCGUUCGUUGCUAUAGAUAUAGGUGAAUCUGGUUAUAUGUAAAUACAAAGAAUGAAAGAAUAUGUUUUAAACUGGUAUGUUGUUUUGAACAAUUAUUUUUUUAAGAAAUAAAAUAAAGUAAAAUGA
Mercenaria mercenaria is the source of this 1194-nucleotide messenger RNA. RefSeq names its product glutathione peroxidase-like. The transcript is spliced from 4 exons. Gene Ontology annotation, biological process: response to oxidative stress. Lineage: Eukaryota; Metazoa; Mollusca; Bivalvia; Venerida; Veneridae. The record is from RefSeq and is a predicted model, not a curated record. Gene Ontology annotation, molecular function: glutathione peroxidase activity.